CAGAAAGGAAACUUGAAUAUGAAAAAAACAAUGGAGUGUUGAGGGAAUCCCCGAAAGUCAUCGUUAUUCUAAGAAGGAGUCUUCAUAAAUACGCUCAGACAUAAUUAAGUUAUAAACCACAACGGGUACGCCAAUGUUUACUGACGACGAUCAUCAAAACCAAACGAUGACUGAAGCAAAUGCAGCAGAUUAUCAACAACAUCAAGAAAGUACAUUUCGAAAAAGAACUUCAAGUCAUGGGCUUCGAUUAGACGUACAUUGCCGAUGUGAUGACGACGAAGUCACUGAAGAAGGCAGGGAAUUGUUUCAGAAUUUUUUAACGUCUGAGAUUCGCCGUGAAGGACUUCGAGAACCAGCGAGCCUCACUCCAUAUCCACUGACAUCACCAGGGACCGCAGAUGCAUUGUCACCGACGUCAGAGUAUUAUAAACACCCUCUAUGGGCACAGACUGGUAAAGAUCUCAGGAAGAUGGCCGAUGCAUUUGCCAAGACUAAAAAAAGGAAGCAAGUCAAAAACAAGGCUAAAAAUGUUUCUAGCACUUUCUCCAGUGAGUUCACCUACGAUCAGUUCCAAGAUUUGUUAUCCACGCUCUUCUGUGAUGGAAUCACUCGAGAGAGAAUCGUGGUGUUGUUUUUCUUCUGCAGUGAUCUCGCUAUUCUUACCCUUCGACAAAACAUGAUGGAUUAUUUUCACCGAGUACUGAUGUGGUCACUGCGAUAUAUCAGUGAUAGAGUCUGUCAGUGGGUGAGAGAUCAGGGUGGUUGGGAAAAAGUAAUAUACGGAUCUCUGCCAUAUGUCAAAAUUGGCCUUGGUGCCGCUGGGGUUGUGGUAAUGGUGUACUUCGGCUACAAGUGGCUGAAGGAGGGUUCAUCUAGGUCAAUAACAUAG
This is a messenger RNA of Saccoglossus kowalevskii, 889 nucleotides long. RefSeq lists its product as uncharacterized. Gene Ontology annotation, biological process: release of cytochrome c from mitochondria; extrinsic apoptotic signaling pathway in absence of ligand; intrinsic apoptotic signaling pathway in response to DNA damage. Gene Ontology annotation, molecular function: BH domain binding. NCBI's taxonomy places the organism in Eukaryota, Metazoa, Hemichordata, Enteropneusta, Harrimaniidae. The record is from RefSeq and is a predicted model, not a curated record. Gene Ontology annotation, cellular component: mitochondrial outer membrane.